AUGUACCCCUUCUUCCCCGAAGAUAUGGCAUCAAAAGAAGAAAGACAGUCUUGCGAACGGACGAUCGUCUCGAUCCUCCUCAAACUCACAGACCACCUGCUCGACCUCGGGUUAAGCAACUUCAGUCUAUUCCCCAAUGAACAUCGAGGGUACAGCCUUCCAUCAGACAUCGUCGCCAGUACCUGCCGUGAUAUCAUUAUGAAGGGUAGACUGCGAUCACUCAGCCCACCGAGCAUGUCUGUGGCCUCGAAUCGUCUCUCCAUCCUUCCGCCAAUGUUAUCUUACGUGACUCUUCCCUAUUCCGCCUUUAAGCUGGCCAUGAACGCGAGCCCUUUGUCGACCGUUGGAAACGGAUCGCGAGAGGACCCCCUUGGUAAUGUCACUACUGCGUUCAUUGAAGUGGCCUCGGAUCAGGCAGUCGAGCAAAGGCGAGAGGUUGAAACCAAAAUGAUCCAUAUCGCUGCACCCAAAUUAUAUCGACUAGCUAUAGUUCCUACAUCAAAGCCCUCAAUCGAGACUCACAUCCUACAAGGGAGCAGUCCCACCCCACCCGAGCGCUGUUCACCUUUAUUCUAUUCAGACCGCAUCACACACUUCGACAUCCUGGCAUUCAUAGACGGGGAUAAACCGGUUCAAGACAGCGUCUAUCGCUGGACCUCCCAGCGAAUCAACCUCAAGACAACUCUCAACUUGGCAAACGGAUUAAGCAGCUUACAGCAACUCACACUCCGGCUGAUAAGAACUGGCACGGACGAGAUCAAUAACUUGCUCCGCUCAUUCGACGAUGAGCCGUCGCCUCGCCCGCUCGGACCCCUGGGCUUCGACGAAUUGCAGAGGAUCUUGAUAAGAUGCAUCGAUUGGGUAGCGUUGGACCGUGACCUUCCUCCUCAGCGAUUUUUGAAGCUGUCGAAGAUGAUUGUUGACAUCAGGACCUUCGGCUUUGAUACUGCUGCUGCGGCUGAGUUCCAGGGGUGGCUUAUCCAUAUACUCAAUGGGUUACGAUCCAGGUCCGUCUCUAUCGUUGUGGAUUACUAG
Coprinopsis cinerea okayama7#130 is the source of this 1035-nucleotide messenger RNA. RefSeq lists its product as hypothetical. The transcript has a single exon. NCBI's taxonomy places the organism in Eukaryota, Fungi, Basidiomycota, Agaricomycetes, Agaricales, Psathyrellaceae. The record is from RefSeq and is a predicted model, not a curated record. The coding region runs from base 1 to 1035 and encodes 344 amino acids.